CGUUCCUCGCGUGCGGUUGUGCCUGGUCUCUUGCACUCUAAAGCGAGCGAGUGUUAGACCAUCCACCCGAAAACGUUAGUGUGUGUGUCAACAAAAUCUGUGCGGCAUUAAAAAUGUUAAUGAAUUUCCAAGCGCAAUACCUACAUAUAUACGCAAUAUAAACAAAACAGAAAAAAACAAUAACAACGACAGCAGUAAUAACGACUAAAGCAAACAAUAAAGUACCAUUAACAGCAUCAAUCACAAGCGAAAAUCUGUGCAUGUGUGCGUACGCUGCCGCAAAAGAAAUUAAAUAAGCCACCACCAGGAAAACGCUGAAAAACGAGAAAUCAAAAACAAACAAACAAAUAAAGCAAAUGAACAAAUAAAGCAAACAAAGCAAAAGGAAAACCUUCAGCGAAAUUCGGCAUUUAAAAUCCACACAUAAAAAAUGUAAUGGAAAGCAUUAGUGCUCAUAAAAAAUGGAUUUACACAGCCUUUUUAAGGCUGUUCUGAUCCUGUUUAUCAUACGAGUUGAGACAAACUACUUUGCAAAUGGUCUGGAUCUACAGGGACCGAUAUUUCUACAUGAGCCAUCGCAUCGCGUAGAGUUCUCCAACAAUUCAGGCGGCCUCAUUGAAUGCUCCGGCCAUGGCAGCCCACCGCCCGAGGUGGAGUGGACGCCCAUACCGCCCCAACAGGACAUGGUAUUUCAGCUGUCCAAUGGCAGCAUGAUGUUCUAUCCAUUUACGGCCGAAAAAUAUCGACAUGAAGUCCAUGCCACUGUCUACAGAUGCAAACUACGCAAUCUGGUUGGCACUGUGCUUAGCCGCGAGGUGCAUGUGCGCGGCGUUGUCAACCAGAAGUACACGGUCCAGGUGCACGACGAAUACGUGAUGACGGGCAACACGGCGGUUCUGAAGUGUCAGGUGCCCAGCUAUAUGUCGGAAUUUGUAAUGGUCACCGCCUGGGUACAGGACACGGGCAUGCAUCUAUAUCCAAACACGGACAUCGGCGGCAAGUACACGGUCCUAUCGAAUGGUGAAUUGUACAUAAAUAAUGCGGGGCCCAAUGAUGCGUACAAAAGCUACACAUGCCGCACUGUAAAUAGACUGACAGGUGAAAUACAAAUUUCCACAUAUCCGGGUCGCAUUAUUGUAACUGAGCCCAAGGGCAUGGUACAGCCGCGCAUUAACGUUGAGAAGCAUUCGAUGCGGCAUGUCGUACUUAAUGGCCAAACAACAUUGCCGUGCAUUGCUCAAGGACACCCGGCGCGUCUCGAGGACAGUGGCAAAUAUCUGUGCUGGGUAAACAAUACAGCGGGCGAGGAGACCAUUCAAGUGUCGCUCACGGUGACGGCUCCAUUGACCGCGCAUCUGCAGCCGCAGGUACAGACCGUGGAUGUCGACAAGGAUGCGCAAUUCCAAUGCAUUGUCUCUGGCCAUCCGGUGCACGAUGUCAACUGGCUGCAUGAUGGCAAACCCAUACUACGCGACAAUCGCGUUGAGAUACUUACAGAUCCGGCGCGUUUGAUUAUCAAGAAGGUGCAAAAGGACGACCCCGGCAUGUAUCAAUGUUUCGUUUCCAAUGAAUGGGAGCAGAUACAAUCAACAGCUGAGCUGCAAUUAGGCGAUGCUUCGCCGGAACUGCUUUAUUGGUUUUCGGAGCAAACACUGCAGCCAGGUCCGACGGUAUCGCUGAAAUGCGUUGCCACAGGAAAUCCACUGCCGCAAUUUACAUGGUCUUUGGACGGAUUUCCGAUACCGGACAGCUCACGGUUUUUAGUGGGUCAAUAUGUUACCAUACACGACGAUGUCAUCAGCCAUGUGAAUAUUUCAAAAUGCAGGAGGAGACGCCGGCGCGAAUAUACCUGCAGGCCCACAACGCAUUGGCAAGUAGUGCAAGCAGUAAAUACAUAUAACACACACACCUGCUACAACAACUGCUAUUCGAUGCCUUACAUACGUGAAAUGCCAAAAAUAACGGGCAUCUCUGGCUCUGAUUUGAUUGUUAAAUGUCCUGUGGCUGGUUAUCCCAUCGAUAAAAUACACUGGGAGCGUGAUGGCCAAACGCUGCCAAUAAAUCGUCGACAGCGCGCCUACAACAAUGGCACCUUAAUUAUUGAGCAGCUGCAGCGGCUGGAGGAUGCGGGCACGUACACGUGCAUGGCGCAAAAUAAGCAAAAGCAAACCUCGAGGCGCAAUGUUGAGAUACAGGUGUUGGGUAAGUUGCCGCUGCUGCCAACGCGGCCCACGACCAACAUGCCUAGCGAGGGGAUGCGUGCGGCCAUCUCCUGCCAGAUACUCGAGGGCGAUUUGCCCGUCAGCUUCCGCUGGGAGCGCAAUGGGAAGCCACUCAUCGGCACUGGCAACGAGGUGUUUCGCCGCUUGGAUGAGUACUCUGCCAGCUUGGUUAUUGAGCACAUCACAUCGGAUCAUUCGGGCAACUACACUUGCAUUGCCAGCAAUGUGGCGGGCAUGGAGCGCUUCACGGUGCCGCUGACUGUCAACGUGCCGCCGAAGUGGAUAUUGGAGCCCAAGGAUUCCAGCGCGCAGUCAGGCACGGAUGUGCUGCUGCACUGCCAGUCGGCGGGCUACCCCAAGCCCACCAUUACCUGGAAGAAGGCCAUUGGACCCACGCCGGGCGAGUACAAGGACUUUCUCUACGAGCCGACGGUGCAGCUAUUUCCCAACGGCACAAUUUACUUCAAGAAGAUCAGCAAGGAGUCGCAGGGACAUUUCCUCUGCGAGGCUAAAAACAACAUUGGCUCGGGUGUGAGCAAAGUCAUCUUCCUCAAAGUGAAUGUGCCCGCCCACUUUCCAACCAAAACGAAACAAAUCUCGGUGGCCAAGGGCAAACAGGUUCAUGUGCAGUGCAACGUGCAGGGCGACAAUCCAAUUGACUUCAAAUGGAAAAUACAGUCAACGCAGCAAUAUCUUGACGAGUCGCUGGAUUCACGCUACACAAUAAGAGAUCAAAUGCUCGACGAUGGCAUGGUCUCCGAAUUGGGCAUUUCGCACACAUAUCGCCAGGAUACGGGCAUUUAUAUCUGUCAGGCGAGCAAUGCAUUCGGACAGGUAAGUAUGUCCAUACAGCUAAUCGUGCAGGAGGUGCCCGAGCAGCCCAAGAAUUUGCGCAUCAACUCGCAGCAGUCGCGCAGUCUGCAGUUGACCUGGAGUCAGCCCUUUGCUGGCAACAGUCCCAUCGAGCACUAUCACAUCUACUACAAGCAGAUCUCAGACAUUUGGCAGAAUGCCGAGCACAUUGACAUCAGCGGGGCACAGACGGUGGUCAAUAUACAGCAGCUGCGUCCGGCCAAGGCCUAUCAUAUACGCAUGUCGGCGGAGAACAAGCUGGGCGCCUCCGAGUUCUCGGAGGUGGUGCAGGUGACGACGCUGGAGGAGGUGCCCUCGGGGCCGCCGUUGACAGUGCGUGCGGAGGCAAAGAGCUCAACAGAGAUAUCCGUUACCUGGGAUGCACCGGAACGUGAGCACUGGAACGGCAUACUGCUGGGCUAUUACGUUGGCUAUCAGAUGUCACUGACGCCCGAAGACAAGGAGGUGAACCCCACGCAGGGCUUCAGCUUCAAGACCGUCGAGGUGCGCUCACACUUUGGCGGCGAAACGGUGCUCAGCAAUCUCAACAAGUUCACACAAUACCAUGUGAUUGUGCAGGCCUACACCAGCCAGGGCAGUGGGCCGCCCAGCAAGGAAAUUGCUGUGCAAACAAUGGAGGAUGUGCCCUCAUCGCCGCCAGAAUCGCCGCAAUGCGAUGUGCUUGGCUCCACAUCGAUUUAUAUCACCUGGUCACCGCCGGAUAUUGAUGGACAAAAUGGCAAAAUCAAGGGCUACAAAGUGUUUUACAUAUCGGUCGAUGAGCUCUACGAAACGGAUCCGGAGGUUGUCAAGUCAACGAAUCAAUAUGUCACCAUUGAGAAUCUGCGCAAAUAUACAAACUAUACGGUUUGGGUUUUGGCUUACACCAAAGUGGGCGAUGGCAUGAAAACCAAGCCGUUCUAUUGCCGCACCCACGAGGAUGUGCCGUCGGCGCCACAGGCAAUCAAGGCAAUACCCGCGUCGAGCACAAAAAUCAUUGUGUCCUGGCUGCCACCCGAUCUGCCCAAUGGUGACAUCACGGGCUACACCUUCUACAUGUCCAUGCUGGAGGGCGGACGCGAGGAGGGCACACAUAAGCGACUGCUGGGUCCCUACGUGGAAAUGCACGAGACGGUGCGCACCCAGGAGUCGGCGACAUAUCAGUUCUGGCUAACGGCCUCCACCAAAAUGGGCGAGGGCGAAAAGACGCAAGUGGUUACAGUGCCUCCCAACAAUAAAGUGCCAGCGCGCAUAGUGUCCUUCAGCCAGCGCAUUGUUACGCCCUGGAAGGAGCAUUUGGAGCUGCCCUGUCGCAAAGUGGGUGCGCCCGCGCCUGUAACCAUUUGGCGUCAAGAUGGGCACAACAUGGAGACGAGCGCUAGAAAGACAAUUGCCAAGAACGGCACGCUCUACAUGCGCGAGUGCCAGGCCAGCGAUGCAGGCAACUACACCUGCAGCGUGGAGAACACAUGGGGCAAGGACGAGAUCGUCUACAAUAUAGUGGUUAAAGUGCCGCCCGAGGCGCCCAAUCUGACUGUGGUCAACACCUACACCGAUAGUCUGCAUCUGGAGUGGCUGGACAACAGUCAUGGCGGCAGUCCUAUACUCGGCUACGUCAUCAACUACAAGCGCGACAAUGGCGACUGGGAGGAGCUGCAGGUGGACGCCAAGACCAACUCACAUCUGCUCAGCAAUCUCUGGUGCGGCACACGCUAUCAGCUGUACAUAACGGCCUACAACAAAAUAGGCACUGGACUGCCCUGCGACAUAGUCAACUCCUACACCAAAGGCAACUCGCCAGUGCAGCCCAAGCACUCGCAGAUGAUAACCAACAACUCGACGAGCGUUACCUGCUGGCUUGACUCCUGGGGUGAUGGUGGCUGUGGCAUACUCUACUUCAUGAUUGAGUCGCGCAUCUAUGGCCGCUCUAGCUGGAAUGUUAUAUCCAAUCACAUACCGCCCACCGAACGCAUUUACACCGUCAGCGAUCUGGUGCCCGGCACCAAGUAUCAGCUCAAGGUAACGGCCCACAACAAUGCCGGCUCCACCACCGCUGUCUACAACUUUACAACGCUCUCGCCACAAGGUGUGCUUUAUAACAACGAACACUCUACGCCAGUUUCCCAUAUGAGCGAUCUGCCUUUCUAUGCCAACUUCAAGCUGCUGCUGCCCAUUUGUCUAUCGCUGCUGAUGCUGCUGGCGCUCAUUGCAGCCGCUUUGUUCCUACGCAAACGCAAACUGAACAAUCAAGCGCGUUUGGCCAGCUCAUCCAUGUCGGAGUCACCCUCGCUGGCCAAUCUGCAAAACAAACAGAAUCGCGAUCAACAAUAUUUGGCAGUGCGUUGUAAUCCCACAAGCUCCACAACACGUGGCUCCAACUCCAAUGAUUCGGGCAGCUUUGGCAAGGCCGAGGGCAAUGAAUAUAUAGAAGACAUAUGCCCCUAUGCUACAUUUCAGUUGAACAAGCAAACCUAUAGCGAGAGCUCCUACAGCGGCAAUGUCUACAGCGGUCCUUAUCAUUCAGUGCGCGGUUCCUUUGUCUAUCACGAUGUCAAGCCAGAGAGUUAUCAUUCCAAGGAGCCGGAGUACACCAAGGUGCGCCGAAAAGUUGGCCGCCUACGCGAUCCACAUUCAGAGAGCCAAGAAUCGGACAAUCCAGGUUCAACAGAUUCCGAAGUUAGGAAAAUCCUAACGCUUCACAUACCAAUUACAGAAUAUGACACACUCGGCUCCGAGUCCGACAAUGAUGUGUCUGCGCGCGCUCUUAACUCGGCCAAGUAUCGUGCACAACGCGAUACACAAGAUGAAACCUCAUCGUCGUCUGAGACCACACCCACUAGCAUGACUCGUAAAUCGAAGCCACCGUUUGCCCCACGCAAAGCCGGCAAACCGGGCACCAGUGGCAAGCGCCAUGUACGCAGUUCCAGUGGCUACUCCAGCCACAAUGAAGAGACUACUUUUAGCAUAUCCAACUAUCCACCAAACUAUCAGGACCACAUAAAUCCACCAGCGCGUUUUUCGGAUGCCAACGACAAGACGAAGACACAAACGUCGCCACGUAUGCGUGCCAAUCAGAAACUACCGCGGGAAGCUUUUCAAAUCAAUGUCUGAAUCACUAAAAAAUUUAUUAAAGCAAAAAUAAGAGCAAGUGUUUAAUGCAUAAUUAUAUAUGAUAAUGUAAAAUUUGUUGUAAAAUCCACCCAAUCAAUAAGGCAGACUUGGCAGACAGACAACAAAAACCGAAACUCAAACUCUAACUACAGAGAGCUGCAUUUCUUAACAAUAUUGUUAUUGAACAAAACCAGAAGAAAUAAUUCAACUAUUUACACAAUAACUGCAAACAAUUCAUGUUUGUUUAUUAACAAUAAUAUUUGGAUAGCAUUUUGUUUAGCCCAAUGUAAACCAAAUGCAUAAAUGGAAAUAAACAAUAAGACUUAUUUACACACUGAUUAUGCUUAGUUAAACUUGCAAAAGCUGCAUAAAUAAUAUUAAGUUAAACCAAAGCGAACAUAAAUCGUACGAAUUAAUGUUACAGAACAUAAGUUAAGCAAAACAAAAACAAUAAUGUAAUAAACAGCGGCAGGCCGCAGUUAAAAUGCUCUGCAGCUUGAAAUUAUGAUAAGCCAAAAGGGAGAUUCGACUGCAGAGCAUACAGACGAUAAUAGCAAACUAUACAUGGCCUUUGUGCUAAGCGGUGAAUAAUUAAAUAACAUGCAAGUGAAUGCAAAACAAAAAAUACACACACAUAUAUUUGUAUAUGUAUUAACAAUAACACACACAUAAACAUUUAUUG
Molecule: messenger RNA, 6867 nt
Organism: Drosophila busckii
Lineage: Eukaryota; Metazoa; Arthropoda; Insecta; Diptera; Drosophilidae
Gene: Dscam4
Product: Down syndrome cell adhesion molecule-like protein Dscam2
Biological process (GO): cell-cell adhesion; axon guidance
Cellular component (GO): plasma membrane; axon
Molecular function (GO): protein binding
Source: RefSeq, a predicted model, not a curated record